Xiphias gladius (swordfish) is the source of this 3517-nucleotide messenger RNA. It is a transcript of the gene igf1, whose product is annotated as insulin-like growth factor 1. The transcript is spliced from 5 exons. Gene Ontology annotation, cellular component: extracellular region. Gene Ontology annotation, molecular function: growth factor activity; hormone activity. Bases 219 to 779 code for a protein of 186 amino acids. Lineage: Eukaryota; Metazoa; Chordata; Actinopteri; Istiophoriformes; Xiphiidae. The record is from RefSeq and is a predicted model, not a curated record.
AAAAUGUCUGUGUAAUGUAGAUAAAUGUGAGGGAUUUUCUCUCUAAAUCCGUCUCCUGUUCGCUAAAUCUCACUUCUCCAAAACGAGCCUGCGCAAUGGAACAAAGUCGGAAUAUUGAGAUGUGACAUUGCCCGCAUCUCAUCCUCUUUCUCCCCGUUUUUUAAUGACUUCAAACAAGUUCAUUUUCGCCGGGCUUUGACUUGCGGAGACCCGUGGGGAUGUCUAGCGCUCUUUCCUUUCAGUGGCAUUUAUGUGAUGUCUUCAAGAGUGCGAUGUGCUGUAUCUCCUGUAGCCACACCCUCUCACUACUGCUGUGCGUCCUCACCCUGACUCCGACGGCAACAGGGGCGGGCCCAGAAACCCUGUGCGGGGCGGAGCUGGUCGACACGCUGCAGUUUGUGUGUGGAGAGAGAGGCUUUUAUUUCAGUAAACCAACAGGCUAUGGCCCCAAUGCACGGCGAUCACGUGGCAUUGUGGACGAGUGCUGCUUUCAAAGCUGUGAGCUGCGGCGCCUGGAGAUGUACUGUGCACCUGCCAAGACUAGCAAGGCAGCUCGCUCUGUGCGUGCACAGCGCCACACAGACAUGCCGAGGGCACCUAAGGUUAGUACCGCAGGGCACAAAGUGGACAAGGGCACAGAGCGUAGGACAGCACAGCAACCAGACAAGACAAAAAACAAGAAGAGACCUUUACCUGGACAUAGUCACUCAUCCUUUAAGGAAGUGCAUCAGAAAAACUCAAGUCGAGGCAACACGGGGGGCAGAAAUUACAGAAUGUAGGGAAGGAGCGAAUGGACAAAUGCCCAGCAACUUGGGAAGAGAGAAGGGAGUGGCCUUACCCGGUACCCCUGUGGAAUGGUUCACUGUAAAACAAAACAAUGAGGAUGCUAACAAUGGUCCGAGAAGCUCUUCAAAAUGAUUGAAACCUGAGGGCUAAGUGGUGUUUAAGGGUUUGAUGAGGGAUCUUGUGAUUAUUUUAUACACUGCACCAUUCCAUAUCGGGAGGAAUUCUUUGUUAAUGCAAUGUAACAGACUAGUUUAGCUGCUGAGACACGAACAAGAGCUUAUUAUACCUCCAUGUGUGAGCUGCAGCAACCCCUGGCUCCAGGAAAGGUGGGAACGGAUCUGGGCUUCAGCCAAUCAGAGAGCAGGUGGCUUGAGAAUGAGUGGUCCAUCCUGUCCCCUGAACUUUGUGGAGGUAUAUCCUUUUACUCUGAGAGAGUGGAUUCAUUCCACUCCUCUGGUAAGACAGGAUAUUUUAUCACCGGUCACAUUUAACAGUUACUACCCAAGUCAAAAUCUGAUUAUCUUAUCUUCGGAGUUUGUUUUCAUGCACCAUGCAUUACCAAGGAAAUUUUUAAAAGAGUAAAACAAGGUUUGCUUUAAAGGACAAAGACCAGGCGGCUCAUUAUCAGAUUUUAAACGUUGUUGUAGUUAUUUUUCCUUGAGCCCAAAUCAAAUCCCUACUUCUCAGUAACUGAAGGCAGGGUUCUUAUAUCUAAAUGGAGUCGCUAGAAGGUUUGAGUCCAAUCCAAAUCCUUCCUAAGUCUCAGGAAGUGUUGAGAUCCUGAGGACUGAGUCCACAAUCCAAACACUUCUAUAACAACAAAUCAAGCACUAUUACAGGGGAUUUUGAGGAAGGUGGGACGUACAGUAGGUACUAGAAAUACAAGAUGGUACAAAAUAGGAAAUCACAUUAGCCAGAAGCAAACUGAAUCAAGUUUUUUGGUUAGUAAGUACAUGGUGCUUGUUUGGUUGUCAGAAAUGGGUCAUCCGUUGGAUUCAAAGUUCAUUUUGCAUAAGUGAGUGGAAUAAGUCAAAUAGCGACAAUCAAGGGAAAUGUUUGUCUUCUGGAUUCUUUUCACAUGUCACCACCCUGGCCAAAUCUGAUUUUUGUCAGCAUUCCAGUGACACGGUGAUCAACAUUUGAGUCUGAGUGGAGGCCUGAGUUCAAGGUUCAAGCCAAUUCAUGAAAGUUUAGUCACUGCAAUUCAAUAAGCACUCUAAAAAAACCCCACCAGGAUCAACUAGAGUAAAAUCUUCUUUCUUGUUCUCGUGAAGAACUAACAAAAUCUUCCUGAAUCUCCCAAUACCGAAGUUUAAAGCAAAAGACGGAGAGGCUGUAACAAUAGUCACUUAGACGGAGAAGUUUAAUGAUUGAUCAAUCUUGGCCUGUGUUAUUUUGUUAGUUUAGGGAGGCCAAGAACUUUGCUACUUCAGUUGUCGCUUGGACUGCAUUAUCUGCCAUGAUGGUGAGAGUACAACAAAACUCCACAGCAUCCAUUGCAAAGUCCACCAGAGAAAUAAGCAGAUUAAACGAUUUGGUAAAUAUUGCAAACCAAAACAACAAGUCCUCCUGGAGAUGUGAGAUACAGCACACAUAUAACAGUACACAAACACACAUACAAAGCACCCAGUGUAAAUGAGAGUUGUGUAACUGUGAGCAAGGGUCAAGCACACACAGACAACACAUACACAAAUGAAAAGCCAGUUCUGAGAAGUCCUUGCAUGAGGACCGCCAGUCAUGGCUGUUUGUUCUAGCCUCCAUGUGGAUUUACAGUCAUUUUAUCGCACAAACCGCCCAAGACAUCUCAUCUCUGGCUCUGCCUCCUCUGCCUGUGUAUAAUCAAACAGUACUCCCAUUUAUGUUAACCUAUGCAUUGCUAUCAUUCAUUGUACAUGACGGUUUCAUAUAAAAAAACUGUAUUAAGAAUCCUAUCCACUGUAUAAUGGUGCUAUUUUGUAGUUUGUUACUUGCAAGAGAUGGCUAAGACAGACAGAUGGCAGGGCUUACAUUGGAGGUCUUCCCUUUUGCACAGCCUUGUGGCCACCAUUUUAAUAGUGUUUUUAUUUGUAAGCUGUUUCAAUAAGGUAGUAGUGUAAGCGAGUAAAUGUAUCUGUGUGAAAUCUGUGAAUGCAUGGAGAAUUAAAAAUAAGAAAAUACCAUGUUGUGGUCCCAAGAAGGCAAAAUGCUAUUUUUUCUACUGUUUUUAAAUUAUUUUCUCAAUAUAGAUCCCUUAUGCCAAAUAACUUGACAAAAGUACUGUGAACUGUGAUUCUUCCAAUUGUAUUGAGAUUGUUAAAAGUCAUGGUGUGCUUUUGUCUGUCCUGAGAUGUGUGUGUACAUGCACCUCCCUCGAGGCCAUGAAGCUUCCACAAAGCGAGACUACGUAACUUUUGCUGAACAGCGGCCAAUGUGGCCCCAAGUGAUAAUUAUUGGACAAUCAUUACACAUUGGAUUUGCCCUCAUUUCCCAAGAUUGUAAUUCGUCAGAUGCUUUAAAGACAUCAUCAUGUUUAUCCGUAACAUGCUAAAUUGUAGCGUAACAGUGACUCAAGUAGUGAAGAGCUAUAAAGUCAGUAAAUGUACUCAGUCAUCUAGCUUAAAAGAGUAGUUUGAAACUUGAAAUUUGCUUACUUGUUUUCUUGACCAGUUAGAUGAGAAGAUCGAUACGACUCUCAUACCUGUCCAUUAAAUAUAAGGCUUCAGCCAGUAGCCAGUUAGCUUAUCUUAGCACA